Molecule: messenger RNA, 3730 nt
Organism: Plectropomus leopardus (leopard coralgrouper)
Lineage: Eukaryota; Metazoa; Chordata; Actinopteri; Perciformes; Serranidae
Gene: nfx1
Product: nuclear transcription factor, X-box binding 1
Biological process (GO): negative regulation of transcription by RNA polymerase II
Cellular component (GO): nucleus
Molecular function (GO): zinc ion binding; DNA-binding transcription factor activity, RNA polymerase II-specific; RNA polymerase II transcription regulatory region sequence-specific DNA binding
Source: RefSeq, a predicted model, not a curated record
GCUUGUGUUAGCUUGAGAGCUAGUGUUGUUAAAGUGAGUUGAAGGAAGGAGGAGGUUGUUUCUGGUUAUUUACGGAGCACGUCUCAAUUUUAACAACCAGAAGACAGGUGAAAGAGUGGAUAUUAUCGCGCUAGUGUCUGAAUACACUUGUCAUUUCUCAGAAAACAGCCUGUUGUCCUCAAACUUGUUUCGUGGGAGAAACAACAACUCGAGUUUAAACUGAAUGGCUGAGGGCUCCUCAGAACCUCCUGACCUCAAUCCAGAUGGGGCGUCACAUCAAAAACCAAAUCAGCACAAAUCCAGAAGAGGCCGGCCCAGACACAACAAUGACAGAAACCUGAAUAACUAUGAUCCUUCUCAGCAAUAUGGACACUUUCAUCAGGGCUUUAAACCCCCAUUUAGCCACGAUAACUCAAAUUAUGUAUUUAAUCACUAUCCUCCCUACCAAGGGGAUGAUGGAGCCAGAAGGCGAGGCAGAGGUAGAGGGAGGAGAGAAGGGAACAGAGGUGUAAAUGGGAAUUUCGGUGGCUUCAGCUCCAGUUGGCAAAGACCUGGAGGUGAGUUUGGUCCGUAUAAUGGUAACAGCAGAGGUGCUGGGGGCUUUAACAUGGGGGCGCAUCCCAUGGAUGGACCUGAUGGACCCAGCUGGAGGAGAGAAGAUACAGGCAGGAAUUUUGAACACUUCAGUGAAGACCAGGAUGCUCAGGCAAAAAAAACCCAAAAGUUUAAUCAGGAGCAGAGGAGAGGACAACAAACCGAAAAGGGUAAUCGCACCACUGCAGUCGGGGUUCAGAGGUCAAAUGACGUCAAAGAAAACCCCUCUUCAGACAUCAGGGAUAGAAGUCAGAGGAGCGGGCACUUCCCCGUUUCUCACCAUGAUGAUCAUCGGAGGAUGCACACUGAGGCAAAGCGACGACAAGGACCAAUCAAACCACCCAAACCAUCAUCUCAAGACGAAAUGGGCUCGGAGAUGGGGGCCAGUUUUCAAGAUGACUUCAGCCAUGGCAGAUCAUCUCAGGAUCCUGCCUGUAAAGCUGGACGAGGCUCAGGACGAUACACACCCCUGCAGGCCAGAGGGGGGAGGCGAACGCAUCAUCAAAACCACAGGCCGGGCCAGAGGAACUGGGACAAGAUGCCAGAGAGCAAGGAGACGCAGACAGGGUGUCUAAUUGAGCAGCUGUCUGAGGAGAAGUACGAGUGCAUGGUUUGCUGCGAUGUUAUCCGGUGCAUGGCGCCGGUGUGGAGCUGCCAGAGCUGCUUCCACGUCUUCCACCUGAACUGCAUCAAGAAGUGGGCUCGAUCUCCGGCCUCUCAGGCAGACGAAUCAACCAAAGGCUGGCGUUGUCCGGCCUGCCAGAAUGUUGCACUAAAACCACCAACCUCCUACACCUGCUUCUGCGGUAAAGUGACAAACCCGGAGUGGCAGCGCAGUGAGAUUCCCCACACCUGCGGUGACAUGUGUGGAAAGAAAAGGAGCGGAGUGGACUGCAACCACCCCUGUAACAUCUUAUGUCACCCUGGACCUUGUCCACAAUGUCCUGCCUUUGUAACAAAAUCCUGUACCUGUGGGAAGACCAGUCAGCCAAUGCGCUGUGGACAGAGUACAGUGCUCCAGUGUGACAAGGUGUGCGGGGCCUUCCUUAAUUGUGCUAAACACACAUGCACCGAGGUGUGCCACAGUGGAGCAUGUAAACCCUGCCAGCUGCAAGUUCAGCAGGUGUGCUACUGUGGCGUUACCACUCGUAAAGUCCUGUGUGGGACAGACAAAGACGAAUUUGAUGGUUCAGGACAUUUCUCCUGUCAGAAAUUAUGUGAGAAGAUGCUAAACUGCGAAGCUCACCGCUGCCAGCAGGUGUGCCACCGCGGUGCGUGCCAGCCGUGCCCACGCUCCCCGAGUCUGGUGAAGACGUGUCCCUGCAGUCAGACACCACUGACCAAACUCCUGGAGCUGGGCUACUCUGAACGCCGAAGCUGUUCCGAUGCGAUCCCCUCCUGUGGAAAAACAUGCAACAAACCUCUGGCCUGUGGCUCCAGCGACACCAUCCACCUGUGUGAGAAGUUGUGCCAUGAGGACAGCUGCGGGCCGUGCUCCCUGACCUCCACUAUCAGAUGCAGAUGUGGCUCCAAGACAAAAGAGGUUCCAUGCGCAACGAUCCAAAAAGAAGAUGAGCUUGUUUUCACUUGUGAGAGGCGCUGCAAUAAGAAACGCUCCUGUGGACGACACAAGUGUGGCGAGCUGUGUUGUGUGAAUGUGGAGCACAAGUGUCCCCUGAUCUGCGGCUACAAGCUCAACUGUGGCCUCCAUCGCUGCCAGGAGCCUUGUCACCGUGGAAACUGUGAGCCCUGCUGGCAGUCCAGCUUUGAUGAGCUGGCGUGUCACUGUGGGCUCACUGUCUUGUACCCGCCCAUCCCCUGUGGCACAAAGCCACCAGAGUGCAAAAACUUGUGUACAAGAAGACACGAGUGUGACCACCCAGUGUUUCACAAUUGCCACAGUGAAGAGAAGUGUCCGCCUUGCACUUACCUCACUCAGAAAUGGUGCAUGGGAAAGCACGAGCAACGCAACAACAUCCCAUGUCAUCUUCAGGACAUCUCUUGCGGCCUGGUGUGUAACAAAGCGCUGCAGUGUGAGAUGCACCGCUGCAGACGGAUCUGCCACCGGAGCGAGUGUUUGGCAGAGGGCAGUUGCCAGCAGCCCUGCACGCUGCCUCGUCCAGACUGCGGCCACCCGUGCGCCGCUCCCUGUCACAAAGGCAGCAGCUGCCCACGCACCACCUGCACCGCCAAGGUGGCUCUACAGUGCGACUGUGGUCGACGAAAGGAAACAGUGGUCUGCACAGAGGCGGCCACUUCAUAUCAGAGGUAUGCAGCCAUCGCCAUGGCGAGCAAACUGUCUGACAUGCAGCUCGGUGACUCGAUGGACAUCGGCCCGCUCCUCACUAAGAAGGAGCUGAAACAGACCAGGCUUGAAUGUGAUGAGGAGUGUGCUACUUUGGAGAGAAACAGGCGUUUGGCAGAGGCGUUGCAGAUAGACCCAUCCUCUGACCCUUUCAACGUCCGCUCUACUUCUGUAUACAGCGACAGCCUCAAAGAGGAUGCCAGAAAAGACCUGAAAUUCGUCUCGGAGGUAGAAGAGGAGAUUAGGAAUCUUGUGGAGCUUGCUAAUAAGGGAAAACAACCAAAGAGGAUUCACCGUUUCCCACCCAUGAACAGAGAACACCGAAAAAUCGUCCACGAGCUGGCCGAGGUUUAUACCGUGGAGAGCGUGAGCUACGACAACGAGCCCAAACGUAACGUGGUCAUCACAGCCCACAAGGGGAAGGCGGCAUGUCCAACCUCAACCCUGACAUCACUGAUAGAGCGAGAGAUGGCCGUGAGGGCCCCUCCUCCCAUCGCUCAUAUCAAACAGCAUAGCAGCAAGGACGUCAGUGGAGGCUCCUGGUCCAAGAUUGUUAAGGAAGAGCCUGUGAUAGAUUAUUUUGAUGUCCAGGACUAAAAUGAGGCCAAAUAAAAUAAAACCUCAGGAUCUACUCAUUAACAUCAGUCUACAUCUGCCAAAAAAAAAAAGCAGAGUAAUUUAAUUUGGAUUCAUUAUCAAAUAAAAUUCUAUUUGGGAACACAAACACACUGUAUAUCUUGGAGGCUGACAUGAAUGAGUGCUGAGAAAAGUGUAGUAGUUGUAAAGUUUCCCGUGAAUUCAGAUAUUAAAGAUGAUCGAGCCUUGCACGGA